GUUUCACAGCUUCAUUCUUUGCGAUUUAAAGUUAACAUAGUGUAGUAGCACCCCCAAGCAUCAGCCUUGCACGGUUUUUAGAGUCUUGUACUGGCAACAUUUAAAAAAGAAAAAGUUACCCCUUCCACUACCCCCACCUGGCGACGGUAGGAACCGCCACUUUUACUUCAUUAUUCAUUCCCGUGCUCAAGCCUUCGCACGUGUACCUUCCACUUUAAACAUGGGGAAACGGAAGAACGAAGAGGAGGAGAUUAGGAGAAAAAUUAAGAAACUAGAAUCAAAAUUGCUACGACGGACACGUGGCCGAUCAAGAAUUAUUUAUUCCUCAGAUUCUAGUGAAACAGACGACGACAUGAUAGUCGAUUCUGAAGCACGUCAAGAACGAAGCUUGUCGCCGCGUGGUCACGUGGCCUCGCCGCCGCCGCCUUGCGCCGCAGCGCCGACGCCAACACCAGUACGAGACCCGCCACAACAACCAUUGUCCCAGCCCCCGACGCAACAAGAGCCGCCGCUACCAGCCUCUCCGCGCCCAGGCCCGUCGUCUGCUCCAGAUCUACCAGAAACUCAACCACAGGUACUUUCGUCGUCCCCUAAGGAUCAAGAACUCGGUGACGACAUCUUGCUAAUGCUAGGCGAUGCUCCAAAACCAGAACUGGCGUUAGGUGACAGCAUACAUAAGGAUGUGGCCAGUAGGUGGCAUGAAAUCUUACUAAAAGGUUUACAAAAGGAGGUUAAAGAAAAGCUUUUUCAAGAGUACCUCGUGCCCAGCAAUUGUGACCUCUUAGUUGCACCUACACUUAACGCCGAGGCUAAAGCGGCAUUAACAGAUAAUUUAAUAAAAAGAGAUCAUGCCAUAAUGGAAAAACAGAAACAAUUAGGAAUUGCUUUGUCAGCACUCGCGCAGGCCAUGGAUUUAUUGCUUAAACCAGAUGCAUCUGCUCAAAAUAUUUUGAAACCAGUCAGUGAUGCUUGUCGUAUCUUGUGCGAUAGCCACUAUUUAGAAACAAAGACACGUCGCUACUUUGUGGCUUCGUCAAUUAACACCGAUCUUAAAGAAACGCUUACUAAUACAGUUAGAGACGGUUUCCUCUUCGGAGAUAAUAUAACUGACAAAUUAAAAGUCGCCCAAUCUGUUCAAAAGUCUGGUGAAACAUUAAAACAUACGCCAAAACCGUUAAAUAAUCGUUUUAAUAAAAAUAAUUUUGUAUUUAACAAAAAGUCGCACAAAAACAAUUUAAACUUCAAACCCCUGCAUCAAAGGAGGCAGAGCAAGCCAGAUGCAGGGCACUACCGACCGUCGCCGCGCUCCAGCCGCCCGAGCGGCGCCCGCGCCCCGCGCCGCCCGAGCUCGCCGCGCCGCCGCAGCUACCGGAGCUACAGGAGAUAGCUGAACACGAGGUACGUUAUGCAGGACGAUUACGAAACUAUACCCAUAAAUGGGCACAAAUCACUUCGGAUCCUACGAUCCUUCAAUGGACCCAAGGGUAUAAAAUUCCUUUUACUUCUGUGCCAACCAGAAGAGAUUGUCCUGCUGUUUAUUCCAAGACAAGAUCGGAACGAUCUGAGUAUGAAAAAGCUAUCAAUAAGCUUUUAGAAAUUAAUGCCAUUUCAAUGUGUGAGCAUGAUCCCGACGAAUUCAUUUCUAGUAUUUUUCUUGUACCUAAACCAAAUGGCGAGAAAAGGUUCAUUCUAAAUUUAAAAUGCCUCAAUAAGUUUAUCGAAACUCGCCAUUUUAAAAUGGAAGACUAUAGAACUGCGUCUAAAUUGAUAACUCAGGAUUGUUAUAUGGCUUCUAUUGAUAUUAAAGAUGCCUAUCUUUUGAUUCCUAUAUAUAAACCACAUAGAAAAUACCUACGGUUUAUGUUCAACGAUACUUUAUUUGAGUUCAAUUCUCUCGCGUUUGGUUUAUGUACCUCGCCGUACGUUUUCACAAAAAUGCUAAAACCUAUAGUCGAGUACUUAAGACUACACAACUAUCUAUCGUGUAUAUAUCUGGAUGAUAUAUUAUGUGUGGGUAGAACUCGUGAUGAAUGUCUUGCAAAUGUCACUGCAUCCAAAUCUUUAUUAGAAGAUUUAGGAUUUAUUAUUAAUAGCGAAAAAAGUUGCUUUACGCCAAGUACAAAAUGUAAAUUUUUAGGAUUUGUGUUUGACUCGCAAAGAAUGACGUUAACGUUACCUGACUCAAAAAGAGACAAAAUAAAAGAUAAGCUUACGACAUUUAUCCGAAUCUAUAAAUGUAAAUUACGCGAAUUUGCUAGAUUAAUUGGUCUUUUAAUAUCUGUCUGCCCUGCUAUACAAUAUUCUUGGUUAUACACUAAGCUUUUAGAACGUCAUAAAUAUCUUUGUUUACUUAAACAUUCUAGCUAUCAAGCUACAAUCACAAUAUCACCUGAAAUAAAAGAUGACUUGUGUUGGUGGAUUCAAAAUAUUGACAACGGCUUUUGUCCGUUCAGAUUUAACAAAUUCCACUUAGAAAUAUUUUCUGAUGCAUCAAGAUCUGGCUGGGGAGCAUACUGUAAUAAUCAAAAAGCUUAUGGUUACUGGAAAGAGAGUGAACGUUUGUUACAUAUUAAUGAAUUAGAGUUAAAUGCAGCUUUUUUGGCUUUAAAGACGUUUGCAAACCAAGUUCAUAAUUGCGAAAUUCUUUUAAGAAUCGAUAAUGUUACCGCCAUCGCUUGCAUAAACAGAAUGGGCAGCGUCCAAUUUCCUCACUUAAAUCGUAUUACAAGGGAAAUCUGGCAGUGGUGUGAAAGGCGUAAAAUUAUAAUAUUCGCGUCAUAUAUCAAUACUAAGGAAAACUAUGAAGCUGACAAAUUAUCGCGUACUAAAUUUUCUGACACCGAAUGGGAACUAAGUAACAAUGCAUUCGUAAAAAUAAAACAAACUUUUGGUAUGCCUGAGGUCGAUUUAUUUGCAAGCCGUUGUAAUACUAAGUGUCCUCUAUACGUUACCUGGAGGAACGACCCAGAUGCGUGGACGAUCGACGCUUUUACAUUUUCCUGGAAAAAUAUUAAUUUUUACGCCUUUCCACCAUUCUCAUUAAUUUUAAAGGUCAUACAAAAAAUCAUUAAUGAUAAAGCCGAGGGUAUACUUGUCGUUCCAAACUGGCCCACACAGCCAUGGUUCCCUCUGUAUUCGAAAUUAUUA
Molecule: messenger RNA, 3147 nt
Organism: Cydia pomonella (codling moth)
Lineage: Eukaryota; Metazoa; Arthropoda; Insecta; Lepidoptera; Tortricidae
Exons: 2
Coding region: 221-1387 (388 amino acids)
Source: RefSeq, a predicted model, not a curated record